UCUCUCUCUCUCUCUCUCUCUCUCUCUCUCCUGUCCCUCUUCCCGCGCCUGCGAGCUCGGAAUAGGAGAGAGGAGGAAGAAAACGGAGGAGGCCGUCUCAAAGAUUCCAUCUUGGGGUUGCUUUCGACAUGAAGGUCGUCGCCCGUGGUCGAUCGAGUAGCCGGCGUGGUACUUGAGGUCACGCUUGGCUUCGGCGUCUUCGGUUGUUGCCACGACCCUCCCCAAUCUGAGGUUCUCCUGGUGUUCUUCCAUGUUUUGGCCUCAAAUAGGCCCUUUUUGACGGCCUAUUCUUCUCAUAAUCCCAGAUAAAGUUUGCUCUUACCGCGAUGAACAGGUGCUGAUAUAAAGAAGGAAAAAGAUGAAUGUGAAAGAUUGACGUACCACACAUUAGGGGGGAUUCUUUUUCUACUUCAUGAUAUGAACCUUACCCAAGUAUAUAAUGGGGCCUUAAUGACCAUAUUGAAAUCAUCGAUAGUUCGGAUUGAGAGGAAGAAACUUCUGAGCUAUUAGCUCAUUGCUACCAGACUUCAGAGUGGAAAAAAAGUUCCGAGACUUCUGCAAUCUGUGCUCCAAAUAUUAUAAUCCCUACAGUAAAAAUGGAGUCCACCAGAGUGACAGCACCACCAAAGUUUGGAACACUAGCUCGGACUUUUAACAAGAUCCUUCACCUCCACCGUUCUGUCAAUAUCUCUGCCAAUGGUGCCGGAGUUGCCCCUGAAAAAGAUGACUACUCAAUCCCCAAGCUCAAGCUCUCACAAAACUUCAGCGAACACUCCAGCAUCCUUUCUGAAGGUGUCAGUGAGUUCUACAAGGUUGAACAUGAGAAGCAGCCACAGAAUCUCUCCUCAAGUGAGAUAGAAGCCAUGGAGUCCCUUCUUGCUAAUCUCUUUGCAAGCAUCUCUGCCAUUAAAGCGGCUUACGCCCAGCUCCAGAUGGCACAGUCACCAUAUGAUCCUGACUCAAUACAGUCUUCUGACCUCGCCAUUGUGUCUGAACUCAAACGUGUCUCAGAGCUCAAGCACUCCUACUUCACGACCGACUUCAUCAUCCCUCACACCUCAUUUGAGUCUCAGUCAGCACUUGCUGCCCAGAUUGAGGAGCAGCGCAAUCUAAUCAAGACCUACCGGAUCACCACGAACAAGCUUAAAGCUGAUUUUAAGCUCAAGGAUUCGGAGAUCUGCUCACUUCAGUUUGAGCUUCUUGAGGCAGAGAAAAAUAACCGAACUUUGGAGUCAAAGCUCCAUCCUGGUCGAUCCCUCUCAGCCUUGGAUGGCCUUCACCCUUCUGGCUUAAAUCCCACCCAUUUCCUUUCUGUUCUUCGGUUCACCUUCAAAUCUAUUCAAUCCUUUGUCAAGCUUAUGGUGAAGGAAAUGGAGUCAGCUGGGUGGGACCUUGGUGCCGCCGCAGGUGCAAUCCAACCUGAUGUUCUCCACUGUAACAAGCCUGCUCAUUGGACGUUUGCUUUCCAGUCCUAUGUCUGCCAGAAGAUGUUCUCUGAUUUCCACCAUAAAAGUUACAACCUUGCUGCCAUGGAAGAUAGGUCGAUGUGGGGUUGGCGUCAGUUCUUUGAUGAAUUCACUCAGCUGAGAUAUGUUGAGCAUAUUCAGAAGCUAAGCCAGCACUCUGCGAUUGCAAAUUUUUUCAGGGUGAAGUAUCUGGCUCUGGUGCAUCGGAAGAUGGAAUUAUCCUUUUUUGGCAAUCUUGAUCAGAGGGCCAUUGUGAGCUCAGACCAGAGCUUCCCAAACUCGGCAUUCUUUGCUGCAUUUGCAGAAAUGGCGAGGCGAGUGUGGCUCCUCCACUGCUUGUUCUUCUCAUUCGGAGAACCAGAGUCGAACCGGUCAAUUUUUCAGGUGCGGCGAGGGAGCCGGUUCUCUGAGGUCUACAUGGAAAGCAUUGUGGAGGACAAGGAUGUUGCAACCGCCAAGUGCAGGCCGGCCACGGUUGGGUUCACAGUUGUCCCUGGGUUCAGAGUAAGGUGGACACUGAUCCAAAGCAAGGUCUACCUCUUACCAUCAACUUCAGAUGACAAUCAAUGGUAAUGAGUGCAGUCAGCUGGCCAUCAGGUGCUUGGUAUGUGCUGCACCUGAUGGAAGGAGAGUAUUUUAGGUAUUUAACGAGGGGAAGUAAUCAGAUGGAAACAAGGAAAGCUAUCUCUCAACACCCGUGUAUAGAUUAUCAUGGCAGCUUGUAAUAGUCUUUUGUAUGUUGGGCAAGUAAUUGUUGAGCUCAUGCAUUAGAGAAGGUAAUGAUAGACUAGAUGUUAAUUAAUAUUGCAUGGAGGCAUUGAAAAGUUUGGUAGUGGUUGGUGAUGGCAUCAUGGAUCAGUCUGCAUCACUAGUGCAUGUUCUGAUGACUUUUGGGAAGGCUUUGGGUUGGUAGAGCAUUUGAUGUUUGAUG
Molecule: messenger RNA, 2397 nt
Organism: Musa acuminata subsp. malaccensis (wild Malaysian banana)
Lineage: Eukaryota; Viridiplantae; Streptophyta; Magnoliopsida; Zingiberales; Musaceae
Product: protein GRAVITROPIC IN THE LIGHT 1
Biological process (GO): response to red or far red light; negative gravitropism
Source: RefSeq, a predicted model, not a curated record